GCCAAAACAAACAACAUAACCUCAACUUAGAAUUUCAUCCAAACAAAUGUCAAUAAAAUUCGAGCCAAAACUCGAUUAUAAAUGGAUUUCGCCCUUUUAAAUUGGUCGUAUACUUAAAACCGUUAACACUCGACGAGAGAAAAUGUUCAAGAAUACCUUUCAAAGUGGUUUCCUUUCGAUUUUGUACAGCAUAGGGAGUAAGCCGUUGCAAAUUUGGGACAAAAAGGUCAAAAAUGGUCACAUCAAGCGGAUCACCGACGAAGAUAUCCAAUCUUUAGUGCUUGAAGUGAUUGGGUGCAAUGUUAGCACCACUUAUAUCACUUGCCCAGCUGAUCCAAGAAAAACCCUUGGCAUCAAAUUACCAUAUUUAGUGAUGAUUGUAAAAAAUCUAAAAAAAUAUUUCACAUUUGAAGUACAGAUUUUGGAUGAUAAAAAUGUAAGGAGGAGAUUUCGCGCGAGUAAUUAUCAAUCCACUACAAGAGUGAAGCCUUUUAUUUGCACCAUGCCAAUGAGAUUGGACGAAGGAUGGAAUCAAGUGCAAUUUAAUGUGGCUGAUUUCACCAGGAGAGCCUAUGGGACUAAUUACAUCGAGACGUUGCGCGUGCAAGUGCACGCCAAUUGUAGAAUUAGAAGAGUUUACUUUUCAGACAGGUUGUAUGCUGAAGAUGAGUUACCGGCUGAGUUUAAAUUAUUCCUACCUAUACAGACCAAGUCUAAGACGCCCAUUGCAGCCUCUUAGGCGCAAUUUUCUUUAAAUAAAUCACUUUUCUCUCUUUGGUUUUAUUAAAUAAAUUUAUGAAUUGGA
Messenger RNA from Onthophagus taurus, 805 nucleotides. It is a transcript of the gene Bug22, whose product is annotated as cilia- and flagella-associated protein 20. NCBI's taxonomy places the organism in Eukaryota, Metazoa, Arthropoda, Insecta, Coleoptera, Scarabaeidae. The record is from RefSeq and is a predicted model, not a curated record.